Molecule: messenger RNA, 1493 nt
Organism: Maylandia zebra (zebra mbuna)
Lineage: Eukaryota; Metazoa; Chordata; Actinopteri; Cichliformes; Cichlidae
Source: RefSeq, a predicted model, not a curated record
CAAUGCUUCCUUCUGUGUCAGUGAGUCCCUCUGGUGAAAUAGUGGAGGGCGGUUCAGUCACCUAUAGCAGUGUUGCUAACCCAACAGCUAAUUACACCUGGUACAAGGAGGAUGAAGACUCAGAAAAAGCAUCAGGACACAACUUCACCAUCACUGACUUCAGACCUGAACACAGAAAAUCUGUAAUAAUAUUGAAUAUCAUCAGAUUGACUCUGGUGGUACUGAUGCUGAUUGCUCUCUUCGUGUUGGGUCUGUGGAUGAGAAAGAAGACACAUGUGGCCUUAGAAACUGGACCAAAUGAAUCUGUAAAUGUCAUCAAAGUAAACACUCGUGCUGAUUAUGAGAACGUCUCAGCCUCACAGGGCAUCACUGCAGACGACACUGAAGAGCAGGAAGAGCUGCAGUGAAGUCCAGUCAUGUUAGAGACUUGCGUAUAAAAGAAACAGACUGAAACUCAUGUUGUUUAGAUGGUGUUUAAUCAGACGUUAGAAUGAUGACAGAAAGAGAAAAGUUAAGGAGCACGGUCUCUGCCUCUGUGGAGGAUGUUUUCAUGGACUGUGCUGUUUGGCUGAGGAUCAAAUGCAGUAUUCAUAGAUGAGGCUAAACUUAAACAUCAGCUUUAUUUCUGAAACUUCCUGAAAACUUUUUAAUUUAAAUUUUUUGAUUUAGUGAAAUUAUUUAAUAUCCUGAACUAGUUUUGGUGUGAAGCACUGUAACUCAGCAGUUUCCACACUGCUUGGUGGUAAAAUAUGAACACGUGUUGAUUCCUGCUUUAUUUUUCCAUUCAGAUAAAUACUGCUGACGUAUACUGCUGGUGUUUUCAUUCCUGAGAAUAAUUAUGUAAAGGGAUGAGCUGACUGAGAAAUUGUUUGUGGUCUGUCUUUGGUAUUAAUGUAAAUACAUUUUAUUAUUUGUCAAGACAAAUGUUUCCAUCCUGCAUGAGCCUUGUUUAGGAAGAGCUAAAGGAACAACAGCUAAAGGACACACAGACCUCCUCCUUCCCCAAGAGCACCUGGCUGCAGCCACUGUGGAGCUCCACAGCAAGCGGAAACACGUGACCUUGACCAAACCCUUCUCCUCUUCCCAGCCACCUCCUUCAGUGUAUCCAUCUGUCGUUCUGUCCAGUGGGAAAUGGCCAAAACACCUGACCCACGAGGCAUCCUUGUCAGAUGCCUAAAGUACCUAAACUGCCUCCUUUCAAGGUGGAGGAGCAGCGGCUCUACUCGGAGCCUCUCUCGGAGGAAUAAAUUCAUCACUGUAUCUCUAAAGGAGAGGCCAGCCACCCGUCAAUGAGUACUCUGCUGUUAAAUUUAACAGAUGCAGCACAGCCCUCAGUUCAGGAGCAUCUCACAUAGAAAUAUUACAAAUUCUUUUUGACAUUUUCUGAUUUUCUUAUAACAUGUGUCUGUGUAUUAAUGGCAAUGAUAUCAUCUCCUCUCUUUUUCUGUCUACAAAAAUAAAAAGUUCAUAAUUCAUCUGCACUGCACUCCAAA